AUGAGCUCUUCGGACCGCAACGACUCCCCCGAGACUCCCGACUCUUCUGGCGCUGGCACACCCUCCAACUCGAACCGAGCCUCUGCCUCGUACAUCUCCAAUAUGUGGACCGGCCUCAUCCGCCGCUUCUCCAGCGAUUUCCCCAGCCAGGCCGACACCGCCUACGAUGAGGACCCCAAGCACCAACAGAACGGCAAGGACGGCAUCAACGGUGUCUUCACCCCCGUGCGCCGCACCGCUAGUCCUCUGCGCCCACCACCCCUCGACCCUCUUAUUCUCCACGGCUACCGCGAGAGCACGCCCGUCUCGGCCAAGCUGCUGACGGGCGCCGUCGCUGAGGAGAUCCGCGCCAUGAUCCCCGAACGGCUGCGCAUCGUCGACGACUGGCACCUCAUCUACAGCCUCGAGCAGGACGGUGCGAGCCUGGCGACGCUGUACCAGAGGUGCCGGCAGUACGAGGGCAAGCGAGCGGGCUUUGUCCUAGUUGUCAAGGAUCUUGAAGGCGGGAUCUUUGGCGCAUACCUAUCCGAAUAUCCUCACCCGGCGCACUCGUACUUUGGAAACGGCGAGUGCUUCCUCUGGCGCGCCUCAACUCUUGCGCCGCUUCCUCUUCCACCCUCGGCCGACACGACAGACGUCAACACGCGAAACACGACGCUCGCCCCGCCGGCUUCGUCAGAGGGUACCACGCCCACGGGCUCGCGUGCGCCGUCCCCCGCGCCGAGUGAGGCAGUUCGGUUCAAGGCGUUCCCCUAUAGCGGGCUAAACGACUUUUGUAUGAACUGCGAGACGGGCUUCCUGAGCGUCGGGUCCGGCGGCGGACACUACGGGCUCUGGUUGGACAACGGGCUCGAGGUCGGGCACAGCUCCCGGUGCGAGACGUUUGGCAACGAGCCGCUGAGCGAUGAAGGAACCAAGUUUGGCGUCAUUGGCGUCGAACUUUGGGUCAUGGGAGUGUAA
This is a messenger RNA of Fusarium keratoplasticum, 960 nucleotides long. Its product is annotated as Oxidation resistance protein 1. NCBI's taxonomy places the organism in Eukaryota, Fungi, Ascomycota, Sordariomycetes, Hypocreales, Nectriaceae. Gene Ontology annotation, cellular component: nucleus. The transcript has 2 exons. The coding region runs from base 1 to 960 and encodes 319 amino acids. Gene Ontology annotation, biological process: response to oxidative stress. The record is from RefSeq and is a predicted model, not a curated record.